AUGCAGAACGAGAAGCCCGGAAAACGCACGCGGGGCGGCCCUCAGGAUCACGUAUGCCCCGCGUGCGGAAAGAAGUUUCCCUUCUUGUCCAAGUUGAAGGACCACCUCAAGACGCAUUCUACCGAAAAGGUUCUCGGUUGUCAUCUCUGCUCGAAAAGGUUCAAACGAUCUCGCGAAGUCAAUGCACACCUCAAGUCGGUACAC
This is a messenger RNA of Tricharina praecox, 204 nucleotides long. RefSeq lists its product as uncharacterized. The record is from RefSeq and is a predicted model, not a curated record. NCBI's taxonomy places the organism in Eukaryota, Fungi, Ascomycota, Pezizomycetes, Pezizales, Pyronemataceae. The annotation marks the transcript as partial. The transcript has a single exon. Gene Ontology annotation, cellular component: nucleus.